AUGUCUGGAAAUAUUCCAAAUACUCAAACUGCCAUUCAACCCGGCUCACGCAUUUUGGUUACCGGAGCCAAUGGCUAUAUUGGAUCGCACGUCGUGGAUGUGUUGCUUUCUCUUGGAUAUCUCGUGCGAGGCACUGUCCGAUCCGAAAAGCCAUGGCUUAAUCAAUUCUUCGAAUCGAAAUAUGGUCCCGGCAAGUUCGAAACUGUGAUCGUUGCCGACCUCGGCGAUCAAGAAGCUUUAGUUGGGAUCCUGAAUGGCGUCAAUGGUGUCGCCCAUGUGGCCAGUGACGUAUCCAUGAGCCCUGAUCCUAACGAGGUGAUACCUAGAGUGAUCGGCUAUACAGAAGCUCUCUUGAAGGCCGCAGCUAAGGCAUCGGUCACGAGAUUUGUCUUAACUUCAUCGUCUACAGCGGUCCUUUCCUCACAACCUGGUGUGGAAGGUAUUGUUGUCACCGAAAAUACAUGGAAUGACGCCGCUGUUAAGGCGGCAUGGGACGAAAAUACGCCCGCCGAAUCCAAGCCGCUUAUUGUCUACUCUGCAUCCAAGACCGAGGGUGAGAGGGCCGCAUGGAGAUGGAUUAAACAAAACAAGCCGAAUUUUACACUCAACUCAGUAGCCCCGAAUCUUGUUCUUGGAAAAGUCCUCCACCCGAAUAUCGGCGGUUCAACUAUGGGAUGGAUCGCGGGAUUGUUGAAUGGCAAAACAGAUGUUCUGUCGUUUCUCCCAACCCAACAUUAUGUUAAUGUCGAAGACGUUGCACGUCUUCAUACAAUUGCGCUACUUGAUAAGAACGUUAAUUCAGAGCGUCUUUUCGCAUUUGCUGGGCCAUAUACCUGGACUGGCAUUAUCGACAUCUUAAAAAAACUCCGGCCAUCCAAUGGUCAGAUACCUAACCCACCGGCGAACGAUCUUCCGGAUUUGAGUAACAUUGUGCCGUCUAAGAAGGCGGAGGGUUUGUUAAAGUCGUUCUUCGCACAAUCCGGUUGGAUCGGCUUGGAAACAAGUUUGAAGGCUGGCAUAGAAAGUCUAGGUCUCUAAAGCACACAUGACCGCACAUGUGCUUCGUCCUAUUGAGUUUGAGUUGAUGUAUGAGUUUUGCGGGUGAGCAAUCCUCUAGCACCAUGUUCCAUGAAUAGCUAGCUAGUCCAGUAAGAAAGAUAGAUGCAAUACGCGCAUAUAUCCUCUUAUUUCAUUCC
Molecule: messenger RNA, 1196 nt
Organism: Talaromyces stipitatus ATCC 10500
Lineage: Eukaryota; Fungi; Ascomycota; Eurotiomycetes; Eurotiales; Trichocomaceae
Product: hydroxysteroid dehydrogenase, putative
Exons: 5
Coding region: 1-1038 (345 amino acids)
Molecular function (GO): oxidoreductase activity, acting on the CH-OH group of donors, NAD or NADP as acceptor
Source: RefSeq, a predicted model, not a curated record